This is a messenger RNA of Megachile rotundata (alfalfa leafcutting bee), 1588 nucleotides long. RefSeq lists its product as uncharacterized. Gene Ontology annotation, molecular function: iron ion binding; heme binding; monooxygenase activity. The record is from RefSeq and is a predicted model, not a curated record. Lineage: Eukaryota; Metazoa; Arthropoda; Insecta; Hymenoptera; Megachilidae.
UUUUUUUAAAUGAACCUUUAAAAUUUUUCAUGAGUACUGUUAGUUGUUAACAAUGUCGGUGACUACUUGGCUCAUACCGGAAAUUUUGAGCGCCGUGAUUAUCGGAACGAUUGGAUUAUAUGUUUAUUUCAAAUUAUUCAUAUUUAAUUUCUGGCGCAAGAGGGGUGUGUUUUACGUGGAACCUACUUUUCCAACUGGAAAUAUAUUGCCACUUGUUCUGGGGACGAGAUCUCAAGCUGAAUUUACCAAAGACAUUUACGAUGAUACCAAAAAGCAUCGUGUUACCGGGAUAUUUAUGUUCAACAAACCAUUCUUGGUAGUGAACGAUCUAGAUUUGAUUAGAAACGUGUUAACGAAAGAUUUUAUGAGCUUCCAUGAUCGUGGAAUAUUCUGCAACGAGAAAACAGAUCCCCUUUCCGGUCAUUUGUUUCAAUUACCAGGGAAGAAAUGGAGAAAUUUACGGGUGAAAUUAACGCCAACAUUUACAUCGGGAAAGCUCAAAUCAAUAUUUCCAGUUUUGCAAGAAAGUGGAGACAAGUUGAGCAAAUAUUUGGACGAUAAAGCAAGCGUCAGAGGAGUAAUUGAUGUGAAAGACGUUUUCGCGAUGUAUUCCGUAGACAUCAUAAUGUCAGCAGCGUUUGGAAUAACGUGCGAUAGCUUUAAAAAUCCGAACAAUGAGUUUAAUUAUUGGGGUAAAAAAGUGUUCGAGCCUAAACCAUUCUGGAAUGCGGUUGUUAUAUGGGCUCCGCAGGUGCUGGAUCUACUUUCUCUGCCCUUCAACGAAAGGGGCGUUACAAACUUUUUUUUAAAAAUGUUUGAGGACACAGUUACAUAUAGAGAGAACAACAACAUUGUCAGGAAAGACUUCUUAAACUUGCUGAUACAGUUAAUGAAGAAUGGAUACGUCGACUCUGAUGAAAAAUCAGACGAACUGAAAACGACGGAAACUAAAUUGACAAUGACAGAAGCUGCGGCACAAGCAUUUGUCUUUUAUUUAGCUGGGUUCGAAACGUCUUCAACGACGGUAACUUUCUGUUUAUACGAAUUGGCAAUGCAUCAAGAUAUACAGGAUAAAGUUCGAGAAGAAAUCCGGACCGUUUUGAAGAAACACGGUGAAUUAUCUUACAAUGCCGUGAAUGACAUGCCAUAUCUUCACAAAGUGGUUUCAGAAACAUUGAGGAAGUAUCCUCCAGUAGUUUUCCUAAAUCGUAUUUGUACAAAAGAUAUACAAAUAGAAACAACUGAUUUUCAUAUACCUACGGGAACUUCUAUAUUGAUACCUGUGUUUGGUAUUCAUCGGGAUCCUGACAUAUAUCCAGAUCCUGAUAAAUUUGAUCCAGAAAGAUUCUCGGAAGAGAAUGUGAAGGCUAGACAUCCUUAUGCUUAUUUACCAUUUGGCGAAGGACCGAGGAUUUGUAUCGGAUUAAGAUUUGGUCUGAUACAAACAAAAGUUGGGAUAAUAAGAAGUUUAUUCAAAAAUAGAUUCAAACUUGCACCAAAUACACCAACUUCUUUGGAAUUUAAAGAAGGGUCUUUAAUAUUAAUGGCAAAAGGAGGUGUAAACUUAACAAUCGAAUCAGUGGAAUAA